Messenger RNA from Fragaria vesca subsp. vesca, 1895 nucleotides. RefSeq lists its product as uncharacterized. Bases 1074 to 1487 code for a protein of 137 amino acids. The transcript is spliced from 2 exons. Lineage: Eukaryota; Viridiplantae; Streptophyta; Magnoliopsida; Rosales; Rosaceae. The record is from RefSeq and is a predicted model, not a curated record.
GUAGAACAAAAGCAACUAAACAUUAACGAAAAGAGGAAAAAAGGGGGAAAUGGCAGAGGAAGGGAAGCCAGAUGCGCAAUUGUUCCAGCUGCUCUCCGGUCUCCUCCACCAGGUUCUAUCUACCUCCUAUUUCAUACGAUUCUUCCUGAUUUAUUCAGCUAUCCCAAUUAUGAGGUUGACACUCAUCUGGGUGUGCUUGCUUUCUUGAAAUUCAUGAUCUGGGUCUUCUACUAAUGUGUUCUUCAAGCCAUUUUAGGUUGAUUGAGAGAAAGUAGAACCUUUAUACCUGUUCAUAGCCGAUAUAUAUAGUUUUAAAUGGUUCUUGAGACAGUAAUAGGUCUUCUUAUAUGUUUAUGAAGAAACAUGCUCAUGCCUGUCUACACUGGUAUACAAAUGUCAUGUUCUUUGAUGCACAUCUCUUCGGAGCCACGUUCUAAAUAUUUUUAAUUUUUUGGUUCCUGUUGUGCGUAUUUUUGCGGCAGAGAAUGUCAAGGGUGAUGUUCUGUUCCUCAAGCAUGUUUUGAUUUGUUUCAUUGCAAAUGAUGAGACGCUCAGGUCCUACAGAGAAAGUUAUGAUCAUGCAUUUGAAAAUGAAACCGAGGUUCAUUGCCUUUUUCUAUAGGAGUUUGAGACGCAGGUAGGAGGGACUGACUGGCCUAGCUUUCUAUUCUAAUGGACAUAUAUGGAUCGUGUCGCGGUUGGAGCAGAACUAGUGAACUACCAUUGCUGGGAAUAUGCAUUUUGUUGAUAUGCUUGCUGGUGCGUAAGGUCACUGAAGCCCACAACAAUUUUUCAUGGUUUUUACACCCCAACCCUGUUGUCUAACCCCUAAAACAUGACAAAUAUCUGGUAUUACUUCAUGAUAUUUAGACCAGUGUUAUUUACCAUGGCGUGUAUCUGUCAGUGGCAGAAUGAUGGUCAUUUGUAAUCGUAUAAUGUGAAACACUGUGAUGAAAUUUUGCGAUUAGUAGCAAAAACAAAACAAGUUGUAGACAGCUUUUUGGGUAGCAGUCAGAUGUUCAAUCAGAAGAGUAACAUUUUCGAACACCUUGCUCUGAAGAUUGUGUUUGUGUAUGUCUUUUUGUUUAAGUUCAAUCCCACCGAUGGAUCUGUUUUGGUCGGCAUUGCUGUUUUCAACCUGCCCUGAACGUUCUCCUAUUAUUCCUUCCCUGAUAAGAACUUUCCCCAAAAUUAACUUGUUAACAAAUUCUAUGAUGCAGGUGGAAGCAUUGACCAAUCAAGAAGAAGUCGAAUUGCGAUCAAAAAUUGAAGCCCUUGGAUUAGAGGUUACCAAAGUUCCCUCAAAGUCAAGUCAGCAUCUUGAUGAGCUGGAAAUAGCCAAGGAAUUGGAUAAGUUAUCGGCAAAGCUGGAUGAUGUAGAUGAAAUGAUAUCUUCUGCAAUGGCUUCAGAUCCCCAGGUCAAGUCACUAUUGAGCGGUACUGCUGAUGUAUGGAUGCCGGUCAUUACAGCUAGUGCUGAGGAAUGACGAACUUUCACAGCAUCAAUUGCAGAUGAUAAUCCAGAACCAAAAGGGAAAAGUCUCACUUAGUUGUCGAGUUGUAUUAUAUAUAUAAGAAAUUCAGGAUAUUGCUUUUACAUGUUUGUUUAAUCCACCAAAUAAGAAAAAUACAGUCUUCUUUAUCCCCUAAUGGUUGUAAAAUGUGACUUGUCUUUGCAUACAAUCCAGCGGAGUAGGGCUGAUAGUGGACUGGAAAUCCAUUGAUGGAUGAUGCUCAUCUGACCAAGCUGUGUUACAUAAACACACAGCAGCGGAAAUUAAAUUCAUAACCUCUUCCAUGUCCCAGAAAGACAAGUGUACGUAUGGCAUGGAUGUGGGGUGAACGCCAAUACUUAUCCAGAAUUCAUGGCAUAGAACUCAUUAUAAACCUGGUAG